GUCUUCAUCGGCCGUGCUCGUCCUCCCACCUCGGCACUGCGCACCAGGCUCAUGGCAAAUCAAGGAAUUGCAGGUGAGCCAGCGAUGAAUCGGAUGCAGGUGCCUCCUCCCCCGGGACUCGGUGCGCCAGAUCGAUCCCGGGCGCAAAGCAGCGCAAGCGCUGUGUUCGAAGCCUUGGCUCGCCUUCAAGCUGAACGAGCCUCGCAGGCAUUGGAUGCAGCGAUUCUAGCUGCCCACAUGAGCGCCGCCACGGCCACGGCCACGGCGCCACGGAUGCCCAACUGGGCGCAUGGCGAACGCGGUGAACGCGGCGAUCGCCGUGAGGAGAGUGGGAAGUGGAAUGAGACGUGGUCACAGGCAUCUACAGCCUCCGCCAGUCCAAGAGGUGCUGAGGACAAGAUGUUCGUUCAGCACGCAGUGAAAGACGAAGCUCAGCUCCGCAAGCACAGCGGCCGUCCCAGCCGUCCAUCGUCGACUGCUUGGGCAGCCGGGCCCCGAGGCUGCCAGCCCUUUGAUGCCUCGCAUAGAUUGUCUCCGGGGCAACCAGCCUAUGUCGUGCCACAGCUACGUUCCGUAGUUCCUGGCUCCGCGCCUAUUGUUCCUACCAUAGAUGUCUCAAGCAUGGCACAGAUGCUUUGAGCACAGCAAUGAGCAGGAAGCUAGCUGUUGCCGUCGUAAGGGGCGGCUUUUGACAUGAACUUUUGCGAGGGAAGGCUGCUGUGCU
This is a messenger RNA of Cladocopium goreaui, 724 nucleotides long. Lineage: Eukaryota; Dinophyceae; Suessiales; Symbiodiniaceae. The record is from the annotation of a GenBank genome assembly.